AUGUCGGCGGGCGGCCGCGACGAGGAGCGGCGGAAGCUGGCCGACAUCAUCCAGCACUGGAACGCCAACCGGCUGGACCUGUUCGAGAUCAGCCAGCCCACCGAGGAUUUGGAGUUCCACGGAGUGAUGAGAUUUUAUUUUCAAGAUAAAGCCGCCGGGAACUUCGCCACGAAAUGCAUCCGGGUGUCCAGCACCGCCACCACCCAGGACGUGCUGGAGACGCUGGCCGAGAAGUUCCGCCCCGACAUGCGGAUGCUGUCGUCACCCAAGUACUCACUCUACGAGGUGCACGUCAGCGGAGAAGAAAGAAGAUUGGAUAUAGAUGAGAAACCCCUGGUGGUGCAGCUGAACUGGAAUAAAGAUGACCGAGAGGGGCGGUUUGUCCUUAAGAACGAGAACGAUGCCAUUCCUGCAAAGAAGGCUCAAAGUAACGGACCUGAAAAGCAGGAAAAAGAAGGUGUUAUCCAGAACUUCAAGAGAACUCUCUCAAAGAAGGAAAAGAAGGAAAAAAAGAAGAGAGAAAAAGAGGCAGUGAGACAGGCGUCUGAUAAAGAUGAUAGACCUUUCCCUGGGGAUGACAUCGAGAAUUCUCGCCUCGCCGCCGAGGUCUACAAAGACAUGCCUGAGACCAGCUUUACGCGAACCAUCUCCAACCCCGAGGUGGUCAUGAAGCGGCGGCGGCAGCAGAAGCUGGAGAGGAGGAUGCAGGAGUUCCGGAGCUCGGACGGGCGGCCAGACUCGGGUGGAACAUUGAGAAUUUACGCAGAUAGUUUAAAACCAAAUAUUCCCUACAAGACGAUCCUGCUGUCCACUACAGACCCUGCGGACUUCGCCGUGGCAGAAGCCUUGGAGAAGUAUGGCCUGGAGAAGGAGAACCCCAGGGACUACUGCAUCGCCCGUGUCAUGCUUCCUCCUGGAGCCCAGCAUUCUGAUGAAAAAGGUGCUAAAGAAGUUAUCCUUGAUGAUGAUGAGUGUCCUUUACAGAUCUUCAGGGAAUGGCCAAGUGACAGAGGGAUUUUAGUCUUUCAGUUGAAGAGGAGGCCGCCAGACCACAUCCCAAAGAAAAGUAAGAAGCACGCGGACGGGAAGCCCCUGCAGGGGAAGGAGAAAGCCGAUGGGUCGGCCUAUGGCUCCACGCUGCCCCCCGAGAAGCUGCCCUACCUCGUGGAGCUGAGCCCGGGGAGAAGGAACCACUUUGCCUGCUACAGCUAUCACACUCCUGAAGAUGGCUCUGACUCCAGAGACAAGCCGAAGCUGUACCGCCUUCAGCUCAGCGUCACCGAGGUGGGGACCGAGAAGCUCGACGACAGCUCCAUCCAGUUGUUUGGUUCAGGCAUUCAGCCCCAUCACUGUGACCUCACAAACAUGGACGGGGUGGUCACGGUCACACCAAGAAGCAUGGAUGCUGAGACCUAUGUGGAUGGGCAGCGCAUCUCGGAGACCACGAUGCUGCAGAGCGGGAUGAAGGUGCAGUUUGGGGCCUCCCACGUGUUUAAGUUCGUGGACCCCAGCCAGGACCACACGCUCCCCAAGAGAUCCGUGGACGGGGGCCUGACUGUGAAGGGCCCCAGACAUAAGUCUGGAAUUGUUCAGGAGACGACUUUCGAUUUAGGAGGAGACGUUCACAGUGGAACGGCCUUACCAGCGAGCAGGAGCGCCGCCAGGCUGGACAGCGACAGGACGCCGUCCGCCUCCAGCACUGCCGAGCGAGGGAUGGUGAAGCCCAUGGUCCGCGUGGAGCAGCAGCUGGACUACCGCCGGCAGGACAGCAGAACUCAGGAUGCUCCCGGGCCUGACCUGAUUCUGCCUGCAAGCAUUGAAUUCAGGGAAAGUUCUGAAGAUUCAUUUUUAUCUGCCAUUAUAAAUUACACUAAUAGCUCUACAGUCCAUUUUAAGUUGUCACCUACAUACGUAUUAUACAUGGCGUGUCGGUAUGUAUUGUCCAGCCAGUACAGACCUGACGUCAGCCCCGCAGAACGCACGCACAAAGUCAUGGCAAUCGUCAACAAGAUGGUGAGCAUGAUGGAAGGGGUGAUCCAGGAAGUAGACCAGGUUGACCAGAAACAGAAGAACAUUGCAGGGGCCCUUGCCUUCUGGAUGGCCAACGCGUCCGAGCUGCUCAACUUCAUCAAGCAGGACCGAGACCUCAGUCGGAUCACACUGGACGCACAGGACGUCCUGGCGCACUUGGUGCAGAUGGCCUUUAAGUACCUGGUUCACUGUCUUCAGUCAGAGCUGAAUAAUUACAUGCCCGCCUUUCUGGACGACCCUGAAGAGGACAGUCUGCAGAGACCAAAAAUAGACGACGUGCUGCACACACUCACGGGCGCCAUGUCCCUGCUGCGUCGCUGCCGGGUCAACGCCGCUCUGACCAUCCAGCUCUUCUCCCAGCUGUUCCACUUCAUCAACAUGUGGCUGUUCAACCGCCUGGUGACUGACCCCGAGUCGGGUCUCUGCUCCCACUACUGGGGCGCCAUCCUCCGCCAGCAGCUCGGGCACGUGGAGGCCUGGGCCGAGAAGCAGGGCCUGGAGCUGGCGGCUGACUGCCACCUGAGCCGGAUCGUGCAGGCAACCACUUUGCUUACGAUGGAUAAGUACGCACCUGAUGACAUUCCAAAUAUAAACAGCACCUGCUUCAAGUUGAAUUCCCUGCAGCUCCAAGCCUUAUUGCAGAAUUACCACUGUGCCCCCGACGAGCCCUUUGUCCCUGCGGACCUGAUCGAGAACGUGGUGGCCGUGGCCGAGAACACGGCGGACGAGCUGGCGCGCAGCGACGGCCGGGAGGUCCGGCUGGAGGAGGACCCCGACCUGCAGCUGCCCUUCCUCCUGCCCGAGGACGGCUACUCCUGCGACGUCGUCAGGAACGUCCCUAGCGGCCUGCAGGAGUUCCUGGACCCUCUCUGCCAGAGAGGGUUCUGCAGGUUAAUUCCUCACCCACGCUCCCCCGGCACCUGGACGAUAUAUUUUGAAGGUGCAGAUUACGAGAGUCACCUUCUGCGGGAGAACACAGAACUGGCAAGUAUCGCGCAGCCUCUGCGUAAAGAACCUGAAAUCAUCACUGUGACCCUCAAAAAGCAGAACGGAAUGGGCCUUAGCAUUGUCGCCGCGAAGGGCGCUGGUCAAGACAAACUUGGGAUUUAUGUCAAGUCCGUUGUGAAAGGAGGCGCUGCAGACGUGGACGGGCGGCUCGCUGCGGGUGACCAGCUACUCAGCGUGGACGGACGGAGUCUGGUGGGACUCUCUCAAGAAAGGGCAGCAGAACUGAUGACAAGGACAAGCUCCGUGGUGACGCUCGAAGUGGCAAAGCAAGGAGCCAUUUACCACGGCCUCGCCACCCUGCUCAACCAGCCUUCCCCUAUGAUGCAGAGAAUUUCAGACCGCCGUGGGUCAGGUAAACCCCGACCAAAGAGCGAAGGCUUUGAGCUGUACAACAGCUCGGCUCAGAACGGGUCCCCAGAGAGCCCGCAGACGCCCUGGGCCGAAUACAGCGAGCCCAAGAAGCUGCCGGGCGACGACCGGCUGAUGAAGCACCGGGCGGACCACCGCUCCAGCCCCAAUGUCGCAAAUCAGCCUCCCAGUCCUGGCGGGAAGAGCGUGUAUGCCCCGGGAACAGCAGCCAAGAUCACGUCUGUCUCCACGGGGAACCUCUGUGCUGAGGAGCAGACGCCUCCGCCCCGCCCCGAAGCCUACCCCAUCCCCACCCAGACGUCCACCAGGGAGUACUUCACCUUCCCGGCCUCCAAGUCCCAGGACCGCGUGGCACCCCCGCAGAGCCAGUGGCUGGGUUUCGAGGAGAAGCCCCACGUGCUGGCAGACGGGAACCACUCCAGCGCCGCCGUGCAGCGUGUGACCCGCUCCCAGGAGGAGCUCCGUGAAGACGCCUACCACCCCGAGCGGCAGCGGGCAGAGGCGGCCGCGGAGCACAGGUUGGACGGCAGCGACGCCUGGCCAACCCAGGGCUCGUCGCUGGGCUCCAGCGCGUCCAGCCAGGAGCACCUGGGGCCCCCCUCUAAGACGGGCACCCCUGCCUCCACACUCACCAAGAGCGGCCCCGGGCGCUGGAAGACCCCGGCCGCCUCCCCACCCGUGCGGACCGACCCGGCCCUGCCGCCGCCACCGCCCGCCGGGUCCUAUGCCGGGGAGGUGGACGCAGACUCGCCCCCACCACCUGCCGCUGCCGCCGCCCAGGCACAGGCAGCCGCCGAGCGGAAGAAGCGGGAGGAGCAGCAGCGCUGGUACGAGAAGGAGAAGGCGCGCCUGGACGAAGAGCGCGAGCGCCGGCGCAGGGAGCAGGAGCGCCGGCUAGGCCAGCUGCGCGCGCCCGCACCGCCCCCUGCUCCCGCCCGCACGCCGGACACCGUGAUCCGCGAGCUGCAGCCGCAGCAGCAGCCGCGCACCAUCGAGCGCAGGGACCUGCAGUAUAUCACGGUCAGCAGGGAGGAGCUGGCCUCCGGGGACAGCCUGUCCCCCGACCCCUGGAAGCGCGACGCGCGCGAGAAGCUGGAGAAGCAGCAGCAGCUGCACAUCGUGGACCUGCUGAGCCGCGAGAUCCAGGAGCUGCAGGGCAAGGCUGAGCGCUCGGCCGAGGAGAGCGACCGGCUGCGCAAGCUGCUGCUGGAGUGGCAGUUCCAGAAGCGGCUGCAGGAGUCCAAGCAGAAGGACGAGGACGACGAGGAGGAGGAGGACGACGACGUGGACACCGUGCUGCUCAUGCAGCGCCUGGAGGCCGAGCGCAGAGCGCGGCAGACUGCUAUGCCAGCAAUCUCUGUUCUAGAUUUGUUGCAGGAUGAGGAGCGGCGGCGGCAGCAGCAGCUGGAGGAGAUGCGGGCGCGGGAGGCGGAGGAGCGCGCGCGGCAGGAGGAGCAGCGGCGCCGGCAGGAGGACGAGAGGGCCAGGCGCGAGGCCGAAGACAAGAGGCGGCAGGAGGACGGUUACUACAGCCGCCUGGAGGCUGAGCGCCGCCGCCAGCACGAGGAGGCCGAGCGCCGGCUGCUGGAGCCCGAGGAGCCGGGCCUGGGCCGCCCGCCUCUCCCGCGUGGGUACGAGCCCGCUGGCCCGCCGCCGCCACCGCAGCGCACCGCCUCCUACCUGCAGACGCAGGCCCUCUCCCCGGAUGCCCUCUACACCGCCAAGUUCGUGGCCUACAACGAAGAGGAGGACGAGGACGAGGAGUCGGCAGGUCAGGACAGGCCCUCUGGGCGGAGGGCGCGCCCAGCCUCCGACGGCAUCUUCCUCUCCGGCCCAUUCCGGCCGCCCCCGCCCCCUCCCUCCAAACCUGGCCCUGCCCGACCCAGCCACUCCAGAGGUCGAGCAAACUCUUACGUGGGAUCUGCUGGAGCAGUUUUUGGAGCCCAUGAUGUUCAUCGGGAUCCGAGAGAGAAACCGUCCAAGAGCCACGAAGCAGACGUCCCUGGGGGGCCCGGAGCCCCUGAAAACCUGACAUUCAGGGAGCGCCAGCGCCUUUUCUCCCAAGGCCACGACGUCUCCAAUAAAGUCAAGGCCUCUCGCAAGCUAACAGAGCUGGAGAACGAGCUGAACACGAAGUGA
Molecule: messenger RNA, 5547 nt
Organism: Rangifer tarandus platyrhynchus (Svalbard reindeer)
Lineage: Eukaryota; Metazoa; Chordata; Mammalia; Artiodactyla; Cervidae
Source: the annotation of a GenBank genome assembly